Dentiscutata erythropus is the source of this 2424-nucleotide messenger RNA. The record is from the annotation of a GenBank genome assembly. Lineage: Eukaryota; Fungi; Glomeromycota; Glomeromycetes; Diversisporales; Gigasporaceae.
AUGUCAGGCGAAGAAGAGUCAAGUAAACGACGUAGAGUGGCUAGAGCUUGUGAUGCUUGCAGAAGGAAAAAAGUUCGAUGUGAUGGUGUUCAACCUGGUUCCGAUCCUCCUUCUUGUACUAACUGCAAAGUUUAUAAACAAGAAUGCUCUUACAUUGAUGCUCCUAAAAAGCGAGGUCCUCCAAAAGGUUAUAUUGAAGCAUUAGAAACAAGGCUUCAAAGAAUGGAAUCCGUUCUUGGAAACUUGGUACAAUCCGGCAAUUUACCUGAAAGUGUAAUUAAUUCAAAUCUCGAAUGGAUUAAUAUUAAUGAAAGUAGCUUUAGAGAUAAUACCGCUGAUUCUCCAAAUAGUGAUUUAUGCCUUACGAAAUCUCGUAAUUCUCCUAAUGGUCAUGAUAGUGAUUCCGAUGAGAGUUUAUCAGGUGAAAGCAACAAUUAUGAUUUAAAUAAUAGUAUGGGUUCACUUGCAAUCGAUGACAGUGGCCAUACAAAAUAUAUUGGACACAGUUCUGGUAUAUUCUUGAUAAAAAAAUUCGCUACAAGUAUCCUUCAGCAGGAAGGUCUUGUCCGACAAGAUUUGAGUAAUUACUUAUCAAAAAGACCUAAGCAAAAUAUAGAUGUGUCAUCAUAUGCUUCAAAAGAAUUGUGUGAUAAAUUAUUAGAUACUUAUUGGAGAGAGAUUCAUUCUUUCAUGCCUUUCAUUGAUAAAGAAGAUUUCAUGGAAAAAUAUAAUAAGUUGGAUGAAAAUCCUUCUUUGAAUGUACUCCUUUUUGCCAUGUUUGCUGUUGCUUCUAGAUUUCUUCACAUUCCUGAAGUCUAUAAAGAUCCUAAAGAUCCAUCUUCUGCUGGUGAUACUUUCGCUGAACUUGUAAGAGAUUUGCUUAAAGAUGAAUUCGAUAAUGCAACUAUACCAAAUAUUCAAGCACUUAUACUAUUAGCUGGGCAUCAACAAGGUGAAAAAAAUUCUAAUACAUGGUUGUAUCAUGGUUUAGCUAUUCGUCUCGCUCAAGAUAUGGGAUUACAUCGUGAUGUAUCAAAAUGGAAUCUUCAUGGCCUUGACGCAAGACAAAUUGAAAUUAGAAAGCGUGUAUGGUGGGCCUGUGUUUUGUCCGAUAGAUUAGUAAGCGCUGCGUUAGGUCGGCCUCUCGCUAUUAGUGAGAGUGAUUGCGACGUCGAUUUACCUAUUUACGGAUUGAUACCCGGUGAUCCCCCUUUCGAAGCAUGGACUGAGACGAUUAAGAUUGGUUUAAUACUUGGACGUGUGCUUUCUCAUGUUUAUAGUAUCAAGACUCGACAUAGUGCGAACGUUAGUAAUGGUCCUUGUUUGUUAUCUGCGUUGGAUGGAGAAUUAACUGAAUGGAGAGAAAAACUACCAAAAGAACUUCAAUUCGACUAUUCAAAUCUUUCUAUCGUGCUUAGUGAUCCAAUUAACAAAAAGAAAUUAUUCGUUCAUCUAGUCUAUUAUACAACUCAAAUUCUUUUACAUCGUCCUCAUAUUCGUAGUCCAAAAUCUAAAACUCCUUCAUCCAUUCCAUCAUUGACCAUAUGUACCAAGGCUGCGAAUCACAUCUCUCAUAUCAUGUAUCGUUUAAUGAAAGAAGGGAUGUUACAACGUUCAUGGCCAACCUUGAUUUAUUUUUUCUUUACCGCUGCUACUAUGCAUUUAAUAAAUGCUCUUAGUGGUGAUGAUCGAUUCAAAGAAGUUGCUAAACAUGGUCUUAGGAUGGUGCUAAAAUGCUUAGAUUAUUUGAAACCUUAUUGGUAUGCCGCUGAUAAGUGUUCUAACUUAAUGAGCCGUUUGCUUAAAUCUAGAAAUAUUAAUCUUGAUGGUGCUUAUGAUGAUAAUGUAUCUAAUGGAAAACAUACAUCUAAAAAAAGACGUUCUGCAUAUCAACCUACAAUGGCCUGUUCUGAAGCCGAACAUUUUUUUAAACCUUCAAUACUCAAUGAAAUUCCACACACCAAUUUAACUUCACCUCAUACUCCUUCAACACCACCAUCGGUUCCAAGUCAAAUAAACGCAACACCUACUUCAAUUCAAGAAUAUAGUGCUGCGAUGAGACAACAUGUUGUUAAUCGCGUUUCUUCAACUAUUGAUGAAGCUCAACCAACUAGUUAUGAACAAACUUCCUCUCCUGGUUCUGAAAAUUCAGCUUCAAGUUUUACAUUUAAUGAUUUCUCAAUGAACGUAGAUAAUGAAUUAUUUCUUCAAAAUAUUGAUUCCUUCAUUCCAGAAGUUUCAUCACUUCUGUAUAAUGAUAACGAAAAUAUUCCAUUUUUACCUGUGGAUUUUAAUAAUCUUAACGAUUUGGAAAAUUAUAUGAUGGGAUUACAACCUUCUAAUAUGAAUGACCAUAUAUUUUCAAAUUCUUUAGAUUUUUCUCCAAAUAGUGUUGUUGAAACAUCAACAAAUAGGUUGGGUUAG